Messenger RNA from Paramisgurnus dabryanus, 4976 nucleotides. It is a transcript of the gene oprk1, whose product is annotated as opioid receptor, kappa 1. Gene Ontology annotation, biological process: G protein-coupled opioid receptor signaling pathway; sensory perception of pain; neuropeptide signaling pathway. The record is from RefSeq and is a predicted model, not a curated record. Lineage: Eukaryota; Metazoa; Chordata; Actinopteri; Cypriniformes; Cobitidae. Gene Ontology annotation, cellular component: neuron projection; plasma membrane. Gene Ontology annotation, molecular function: neuropeptide binding; dynorphin receptor activity.
GAAAGGAAAACCUCAAGCUCCAAACAGGACAAUAGGCUCUGUAAGUAGUCCAUAUAAUUUGUGCAUUGUGUAUGUUUUAUUUAUAAAGAGUCAUUCCUUUAACAGAACUGAUGUUUUGUUGCUCCACACAGAUGUGAUCCCCACUAGGAUUUUGCCAUUUCCAUCACUGUAAUGAUCUUCCUUUAUAAACCCUUACAUGAGUUUAUGAAGCACAAGCAUUUGGGAGGAAAGCAUAUCACACAAACAACACCUACCUAUGUCUCUUAGCAACAUGUGAAGGAAAGAAAGAAAGAACAAUGGGGGUUUAUAGUAUGCUAUGCUUAUGAAUACUGUAGAGGCCUACGGUAUCCAGUAAUGUGACAGAACUGUGUUUCAAGAGUUCACACUUACAAAUAAGUCAGCUGGUAUGUGUAUUUGUCGUGCAGUCUAUCCGAGGAGAGGGCUCCAAGCUCAGGUUUUGGCCCAAACCCAGAGUUUUACCCAUGCAUUUCUAGUUAGGAAGUAAUGAAAAAAGUGAGGAGGAACACGGGUGAGUCGACUGUGUUUCUAUAUAGGCUGACUGCUGGUUACAUUUACAUGAUAAUUUGGUAGAUUAUUUGAAAGUUUUCCUCUCUUAUUUUGUUAUGAAAACAUAAUGAAUCAUUAAACUUUAAAGGGCAACAUGAGAUCCCUUGCUGAUGUUGACCCUCAGUCAAUUUAGUUCCGUUUACAAGCCCCCUAAAAAGGCAGCGUUACGCACUAGAAAGACAGCAUUAAAAUCUUGCCCCUUGUUAUUUAUUCCAUUUAAUUUGUUCAUCAUCUAGAAAGGAGAACUUAUUAUCUUUGUAAUAUUUUCACAGUUUUAUGGGUUCCUAUGGGCUAGGAAAAAUAUGCUAAUUAGCAUAGACCCCCUGAUAGCAAUAAGCUCUGGGGCGGAUCCGUAACAGAACCGCUCCGAAGUCGGCAGCUCUGGUCUGGAUCUGUUGCAUGAAAUAACAUAAUAACAUGCAUGAAGUGUUUUUUAUCCAAAAUUUCCUAUAUAAGAAGGCAUUAUGCUUGGUUGCCACUAUUUGAUCCAGAAAAUAUUUCUAGGGGCAGAUUUAUUUUAAAAAGUCAGUUUCUGGGUGUCAUGCUUUCCUAAUUGGACAUUUAAGUAAUUGCUCAUCUCUUAUUUAAGAGCUUAUUUAACUUAACAGUAGAUUAUAUUGGAGCAUGCUGUCAUAAAGGGCAUCCCUAUUAAAUAACUUACAGAAUAUUUGCUUUAUAGCUCAGUUUGAAGCAGUUAAAUAAUUAUGAAUCAUACUUAAUGAACUGCAAAAUUGGUAACAUUAUAUAUAAAGUGUCAUUUAUAUAAAAGCUGCACCUGCCCCCAAAUCCAUUCAUUGUGACAACCUGCCCCGUGUAUUUCUCUACUAGGCCUACGUGUGGUGCACAAAUACACACCUAUAGCGUUCAAACGACCACAAUCCUCCUUUAUUCAUUCAAACUCAUAAAUCUUUCUUCUCCCCAGCCUGUGAUGUUCUUCUUUAUCCGUGAUGAAACUCUCUGUUGCCUGUUGAGCUCGUUCGCGUCGGUGUGGUGGGCGCGCAUGCAUGUUAUGAAUGUGAAACGAUAAAUUAACUUUGACACGAAGUAUUUCAUCUCAUAAAUGCCGUUCCACUGAGACGAAUAAUUUACAUCGGUGAGUCAUUUAAGAGUUUGGAGAGGAUUUUUGAGAAGAUGUCAGUGAGGUUUGUGUUAAACUGUCACAUGAGGUCUGAUGUCAUACGGGACGCGCGCACAGGCAGCGGCUCCGGUAAGCUGGCACUCAUCAAUUGAACAGCAGCGGGCCAAAGAAAUCAGCGCAUUGCGCACACACAGCUUUUGAUGUUGGGAUAAAACCUGUGGAUUUUCAUAUCAAUCUGGCAGGUUGCAGCUGGAAAUAAGGAGAUGGACAGCAACGUGGUGCAAAUCUUUAAAGAGGACAAAUGUCCCUCUGCUCACCCCGAAAAGUGUUUACCCAACUUCACGUGGCAGUCUGUCGUCUCGGACAUGUAUAACUAUUCAGUAAAUGAAACCUGGACGAGUGAACAGGAAACCAUGUCUCCCAUCAUUCCCAUUAUCGCUGCUGUCUACUCUGUGGUGUUUGUUGUUGGACUCGUGGGAAACUGCCUUGUAAUGUAUGUCAUCAUCAGGUACACUAAAAUGAAAACCGCCACCAACAUUUACAUCUUCAACCUGGCAGUGGCUGACGCUCUGGUAACCACCACCAUGCCCUUUCAGAGCACAGAUUACCUGCUCAACUCAUGGCCAUUUGGAGAGGUUGUGUGCAAGGUUUUCAUCUCCAUCGAUUAUUAUAACAUGUUCACUAGCAUCUUCACCUUGACCAUGAUGAGUGUUGACCGCUAUGUGGCGGUCUGUCACCCUGUGAAGGCUUUGGACUUCCGCACUCCGGUGAAAGCCAAGCUCAUCAACGUCCUCAUCUGGGUCCUGUCCUCCGCUGCUGGGAUCCCGGCAAUGGUUCUUGGGAGCACUCAGACAAACAAUGGCACUACAGAGUGUGCUUUGCAGUUUCCAGACCCAUAUAUCUACUGGGAUACACUGAUGAAAAUCUGCGUCUUUAUCUUUGCCUUCGUGGCCCCUCUCCUCAUCAUCACUGUAUGCUACACUCUCAUGGUCCUGCGUCUGAAGAGCGUACGUCUGCUCUCGGGCUCGCGCGAGAAAGACCGCAACCUGAGGCGCAUCACCCGGCUGGUGCUGGUUGUGGUCGCCGUGUUUGUGGUCUGCUGGACACCCAUACACAUCUUCAUCCUGGUCAAAGCUCUGGCGACCGGAGUGCCCGAGACCACCGCCGUCAUGGCUGCCUACUUCUUCUGUGUGGCGUUGGGCUACACCAACAGCAGCCUUAACCCCAUCCUGUAUGCGUUUCUGGAUGAGAACUUCAAGCGCUGCUUCCGGGACUUCUGCUGCCCGGGCCGGACUGCAGGGGACGGGCACGGGGUCAGCCGGGUGAGGAGCACUCUCCGUGAGCACACGUGCCCCGCCGAGGGCAAAGGCGAAGGAGGCCACGGAAGACCUGUAUGACUAGCCGUGGAGAUGUCUUCCUUUCAUGGUCGGGAAGACUCAAAUGACCUGGGACUGACACAGAUAACCACUGCCAUCUGAGGAGGGUCUCAGAGUAGAUUAAGAGCCCAAUAUAAUUAAAGCAAAAUGAAGGCUUUUCUUGUAUGGCUGGAGUUUUAGGUUCUUAUCAACUUAUACAAGCAUUUGUUAUUGUUUUCUUGAGUUAUGUCAUACUUAAUGACCAGGAGGAGUAAUGGACCAAAGAUGGUGAAUAAUAAAAGUCCCCUUACAUUAAAACCUCUAUCAUCUCAGUGCAUGAUGGUAUCUGCUCUGGGCCUAAAUAUGAGUAACUCAUUAGUCUAAAAUAUGUUUUAUGUAAGUUGACACUGUAGCCUAAAAACAGAAAGUGGACAUUUACAUCUAGAUGUUUUUAUCCAAAGUGACUUACAAAUGAGAGAGCAUUUAAUAUUUUGUCAAUGAGCAACAGACAAAACAAUGUUUGUAUGCAUUGUAAAUGGUCACAAAAGCUUUUAUUUUGGAUUGUGCAACGGUCCUAUUUUAAAUAAAUGAAGUGUUAUCACUCAGGAAACUACAUAUCUUUAAUGGGCAAAUGUGUUUUUGAGAGGGAUAAAGAUAAACAAGCCUGCUCCAAAAGAAAAUGGCAUAAAGUAAAUAUGAAUUACGUCACAUAUAGUUGAUUUAAACCUACACAUAUAUUCUUUAUAUUUGAUUUAUGUUAAAAAAUCAUGUAAACUGUAUGAGUUGCCUUAAGUCAAGCUUAAGUCUAGUUCAUACUGUCCUGAGAAACAUCAACAGGGACACACCCUUUAGGUUUUGGUUGGGUUUAGACCUAUCAAUACCCUAUUUAUUCACCAGGUGUGUUUUAAAAUGUUGGUAUUGUUUGCCAGUGUGAACUAGUAGCAUUAUGGAGUCAUAAAUGUUUAUAUUAACAUGCACUCUCAAAAUGUUUAUUUAUAACCCAACGGUUCAACAUUUUUUAGAGUGUACGGUAAGUAUAAUCAUAUUUCAUAACAUGUAAAUAUUAGUGUCUGUGAAAAAACAGCAAAUGACAUUUUUGUGCUUUUGGGCAUAGGGCUUUAAAACAACUGACUGAAGGACUGAAGUUACUUACAGUAGUCAGGUUUUUCAAAAUACUACAUCAUUUCUUUGAAUCUAAAAAAAAGAUGUACAUUUUUAAUGCAUGUUUAAUCUUUGAGUAGAAUAAUGUUUAUGUAUAUUACACAAUAUGAUACGGUUAGAAGUAAUUGUUGUGAUAAAACGAAAUUAUUUAUCAUAAUGUAAAAAGCAAAACACUUUACACAAAAUAUACGUGGCAGGUGUGGUAUGCAUACCUCUUGUAAUAAUACUUUUAAUGUGAAAGUUGAUUUUUUGUUGAAAGUUUAGGUUGAUAAAGUUGAAGCAUUUCUAAUGUUGCCUUUUGGUGAUGUGUAUUCACAAAGCAAAAAAAAAAAAACAACUCCCGACAACAUAUUUCUUUUAGGUUAACUGUGUUAAGUGUGGAAGACUGUGUUAAGACUGGAUGAGAUCUGUAAUUAUUCACUUAUAUAAAGAUAUAGAUUAUGACAUCACCAGUACUCUUUUGUCAUAGCAGUAUUAGCAAUUAAUUGCAAAUUUGUGAAAAAUGUAAUGACCUUUGUGCCUUUGGUUUUCAUUGUUAAUUAAUAUGAAUGACAUUAUUGCUUACAUGCCACAUAUUUGUUUAUCUAUAAUGCUUUAUCCAGGACAUUAAAUGCAGAAAGACAAAGGCUUCUGAUACUUUCAUUGUUGUGCUUGUACUAUAAUUUAACAAAAGAUCUGGAAAAUAAGUUUGGCGCCCAGCUUGUGAUUUAAUAUGUGCACUUUUUGUAAUCGAUUGAAAUGAGCUUGCUUGUAUAAGAUUACUUGUAUUUAAAAAUGAUAUUGUCAAUUAAUAAAAGAAGACUGGUGAGUGCUGA